Messenger RNA from Haliotis rubra (blacklip abalone), 1201 nucleotides. Its product is annotated as intraflagellar transport-associated protein-like. Gene Ontology annotation, cellular component: cytosol; 9+0 non-motile cilium. The record is from RefSeq and is a predicted model, not a curated record. The transcript is spliced from 6 exons. NCBI's taxonomy places the organism in Eukaryota, Metazoa, Mollusca, Gastropoda, Lepetellida, Haliotidae. The coding region runs from base 519 to 1103 and encodes 194 amino acids. Gene Ontology annotation, biological process: spermatogenesis; acrosome reaction. Gene Ontology annotation, molecular function: intraciliary transport particle A binding.
CCGCCCGUCGUCAAAGACGCAUUGAAAACUGGCAAGCAAGAAUUAUACUUUUAGUGCAUGUUACUUUAUCCGUUCGGUCACAUGUUUUAGAUGUGUAAAAUCUGAAUGCAUACGUAGAAGUGUUGUCACCGACAGAUGUGUAAAACUGUAUGAAAAAAGAAGGCUAAUAAAUAAAGCCCGAAUAUGAAUGAGCCAAGCCCUGAACGACAAAAUGCAAUCAAUCAAAAUAUUGACGAGGGGAUUCGGCAGGUGAUUGACGGCUUCGUGAACAAAUCUCAAGAGACCACAGAAUCGCUGGUCAAAUCGUUCACCUAUCUCACGAUGGAUCAUGUACUGGAAGCUGAAUCCAAGAAAAAUAAAGCAACUGUCUCUCCUGUUGUCAACAGUAAGGAGAAACCUGUCUGUCUCUCCACAGCACAGGAGAUAACGAGGCAACUCCUUCACACAGACAUGAUACACAGACAGAUGAUGAUGGUAUAGAAGAACAGGCUCUAGAUGAAGGAACCAAGUCUGGCACGAUGACUGAUGGAGCCGUUCACCGUGGCAGCCGUCCACAGAGAAAAUUUGACAACUUUGUUGAUGAUGCUGGUAGUGAUGGCGAUGAUGAUGAUGAUGAUGAUUUAUCAGGUGGAGGAUACAGUGCAAGCUUUUCUGAGACAGGUAAAUCUGUAACUGAAGGGGAGAUAACUCAGCCCAAGGAAGAGUUUUUGAUAAAAGAACAGCAGUUGCCCCAUGCAACACAGCAAGCUACAGAGUGUGACCUGAGUAUGUUAGUGGACCAGCAGUAUGAUGCGGACUGUGUAGAUGAUGAUGAUGAUGAUGUUGCUGCUCAUCUUAACCCUGGAGAGGUCGAGGUUCCUCCGGAGAAUGUUCCUACAGAGUUAGAACUGCUUCAGGUUACAAGUCUUGACUUAGCCACGACUCGGAAAACCAGCAGUGAGAACACACCGCAGUCCGAGGAUCAGGUGUGUUCUGACCAGGUGGAGGCCUUCUGUUUAGACGAGGACUUUGACUACGACAAUGUGAAACUGACUCCCAAGUUUACACCUCAGGAAUGGCAACAUCUACAAUCUUUCAUACCCGCAGAUAGUAAACCCAGCUGAUGUCUAAGGCUGACGAAAAUUUGCAAUAAGUGUGUAAAUAUUCAUGUAAAAACAGAAAAAUCAUGUAUACAUCCUAAAUAAAAUAUGUUUCAUUCAUA